AUGUAUUCUUCAAAUGAAAGACUUGCGGUUCAAGAAUUUAUGCAUUCUUUCCGAAAAAGAUUAUCAAGCAUCAAACCAAACUUCAGGCUUUUCAAAUAUCCCUAUGCUGAAUCUAAUAAUAAAGAAUCAAAUGAUGAUGAGAAAGAAACUGGUAUAUCGACCAAUAUGUCAGCUCUAUUUGUAAGCAGUGCUAUUACUGGCAGUGCUAUUUUAUAUUUACCUUUGGCACUGAAAGAGUCAGGUUGGCUUGGUGUUUUUAUGAUCAUAAUUUGUGGAAUAAAUUCUCUUUACGCCGGUAUGAUUCUUGGAUGGUGCUGGAAUAUCAUGCAAGAAUCGUGGCCAGAAUAUAAAAAGCCAAAUGAAAUUCCCUAUCCAGAAAUGGGACGAAGAGCUGUGGGAGACUGGAUGAAGUUUAUGGCUAUUAUUGAUGUUUUUUGUUCAUCGUUUUUCAUACUUCUACUACUCAUUGGUUUCUUUUUCGACAAGGAAAGAAUAGGCCCAGUGAAGUAUCCGCCACCAACAUUUUCAAGUUUUACGAUGUCUUUCGGUUCUUUGAUGUUUUCGUAUGCCGGGGGUGGCGUGUAUCCUACAAUACAAAAUGCCAUGGAAAAUAAAAAGAUGUUCCCUCAGUCUGUAUUCACAGGAUUCCUUUCAUAUGGUCACAGUUUGGGGAGUGAUAUUACACAGACCCUUGAGAAGAACGAAAAUUUAAAGGGUCUUGCACAUUUCUUGCAAGUUCUAAGCUUAACCCAACUUACGACGACACUCAUCAUAUAUUUGAAUCCAACGUUCCAGAUUCUAGAAUAUCUGCUGGAAUGUCCUAAGCGUAAAUCAACCUUGAGGAAACUCCUGCAAUUGAAUGAUUCUUCGAGACGGCCAGGGGAGUGA
Argiope bruennichi is the source of this 888-nucleotide messenger RNA. RefSeq lists its product as uncharacterized. The coding region runs from base 1 to 888 and encodes 295 amino acids. The transcript has 5 exons. The record is from RefSeq and is a predicted model, not a curated record. Lineage: Eukaryota; Metazoa; Arthropoda; Arachnida; Araneae; Araneidae.